Molecule: messenger RNA, 4100 nt
Organism: Metopolophium dirhodum (rose-grain aphid)
Lineage: Eukaryota; Metazoa; Arthropoda; Insecta; Hemiptera; Aphididae
Exons: 2
Coding region: 1925-2803 (292 amino acids)
Source: RefSeq, a predicted model, not a curated record
UCGUGCAGUUUAGUUUUGCGAUGACAUUUGAAUAUGAUAACGACAUCUUAAAACGUAAAUAUAUAAUAUUAUGUGCCUACUAUAAUAUUUGAUUGCUACGUAAAGAGUGGUCGUUAUUGCGAUUUGAUGGCGUUUAAUAAUAUUGUUUAUUAAACUCUGUUAAACGCAAAUUGAAAAUUAGUUACUGAAAAUAUUCAAGGACUUCUAAAUCAUGUGGAAUUUUUAAUUCAUUAUAUCGAUUGAUUGAUACUGCGAACGUAGGACGUAAAGUAAAUAAAGAAUAUUAUGUAAAUUCCAGAACGCAAUUUCACGUACAGCCUUAUUGUGCUAUCGCUCUUUUUUUUCUAUCUAAUUUUCAUGUGAUCGGAUGUUUGUUUUUUAAAAUAAUAUUUAGGUACAUUGAUUUGAUUUUAACACUAUACGCUAACGAAGAAAUCGUAUAGUGGCCAUUAAGAAAAAACGUUUUUCUCAUAAUAUAUAUACAGUACGAGAUUCUUUUAUUUGUACUUAUAAUUCCAAGAACUCGGAAUGAAGAACCCGUCAGAUAAGUUUUAUAAUAAUAAUAAUGAUAAUAUAACAUUCAUAUAGUAUACAGCGUGCUUUUAAUCGCUUAAAAAAAAUCAUUAACAUUAUAUUAUAUUGUUGAAAUCUGUGAAAGUGUAAAAUCUAACAAUAUUGAUGUCUGCAGCCAUAUAGGAUUCUGUAUACGUUAGAAUAAACCUAGCAAACAAGUGAGUGUGUGUCUUAUGAUUAGAGCUAGGAUUUUGGUGACUUUUGCAUUUUUUUUCUUUAAGUGCUAUACAAUUCUUACCAAAAACUAAAUUUGUUUCGUGAUUUAACAAUGUAGAAUAUGUAAUUUUUAUUUUGCAUUUUUUUGCAUUUUUUGCAUUUUUUGUGUUAAAUGCAUUUUAUUGCAUUUUUAAGGUCAUUUUUACGUAAUAUUACAAAUAUUACGUUCAUUUUGUGUAUUUUAACUAAUUUUUGUUUAUUUUAAGCUUUUUUAAUACGUGUUGUAAAGGUUAUCCCAACUAGUACCUAUAUAGGCAAUUAGUAAUUGCCAAUUGGCAAUACUAAUAGCACCUACUCCAGUCCAUUGUUAUUGAAAAAGUAAUCUAAGAGUAAGUAAAAUAAGAUUACGUCAUAUCGAACGAACCCAAAACUAUUUAGGUAUACAAUAGUAGCUUUAGUAGUGAAUGCGACACGUACCUAUAUGGUUCUACACCGAUUUGUACACUAUUGUAUACUGAACAAAUAAUAUUACGACUAAUAUUAAAAAUUAAUAUUAAAACUUUAAAAAUGCCAAAAAUUAAGUCAACAGUAGGAAGCCGUUUACGUAGUUUUGUGAGUGAGUUUGGUGCCGAUAUUUUUUCUACGGACGGUAUGGUGCUUUUUUGUAAAGUGUGUAAUGUUGCAGUUGCCUCCGAAAAUAAAUUUACAAUUCAACAGCACAUCAGUCGAGAUAAGCAUGAUCGUGGAAUUCAACGAAAACUGAAUGAAGUGAAACAAAAUGAUCAAGUACUAAUAUCUAAUUUAACAAAUAAUAGUGAUCAAUCGUCAUUUAAUUUAGAGCUUUGUAAAACAUUAUUAGCAGCUAAUAUUCCACUUGCUAAAUUAAAUAACACAAAUUUUAGAAAUUUUUUAAAAAAAUAUAUAAAAUUUAAAAUCCCAGACGAGUCUACAUUGCGUAAAAAUUAUGUUGAAAAAUGCUAUUUAAAUACAAUACGAAAUAUUAGACACUAUGUAGGCGAUAAAAAAAUUUGUGUUAGUGUAGAUGAAACGACAGACGUUGAAGGCCGUUAUGUAUUAAAUAUAGUUAGGUAUUGGUACCCUGGAAGCAGAAAAUUCAGGAAAAAUAUUUUUGUUAUAUUCUGAUGUCUUGGAAAAAACAAAUCAUUCAACCAUUGCAAAAGCGUUCGAUAAAGCCAUGUUUACAUUAUGGCCUGAAGGAAUAAAACACGAUAAUGUCCUUAUUUUUGUAUCUGAUGCUGCCCCAUAUAUGGUGAAAGCAGGAAGAGCUAUUUGCACUCUGUAUUCAAAAAUGGUGCACGUAACCUGUGUGGCGCAUGCAAUUCAUAGAGUUGCGGAAGAAAUAAGAACAAAUUUUCAAGAUGUCAAUAAACUUAUAAGUUGCGUAAAAAAAAUAUUUUUAAAAUCACCAUAUCGUACACAAAUGUUUAAAACUCUUGCUCCAGGUAUUCCAUUGCCACCCGAACCCGUAAUCACGCGAUGGGGAACCUGGCUAAAUGCUGUAAAUUACUAUUGUGAGAAUUUUUCUUAUGUAAAAAAAGUUGUACUUGAAUUAAAUCAUGAUGAUUCGACUAAUAUAAAAGAAGCGAAAAAACUUAUGUCUGAAUCAAGUUUAGAGGCUAAUUUGAUUUAUAUAAAAUCUAAUUUUGGUUUCAUUCCUUCAGAAAUAAAAAAGCUGGAGGCUUCUGGAGUCUUAUUAUCAGAAACUAUUAAUACAAUUAAAAAAAUUGAAACUACAUUGUCCCUUGCUCCUAAUGUAAUCGGAGAAACAAUAUCAAACAAACUGAAUAAUGUUUUGAUGAAAAAUAAUGGGUUCAAAGUUUUAAAAAAUAUAUCUGCUAUUCUGGACGGUGAAAAUACAAGUAGAGAUGGUAUUCCGGAAGACCUAACUUUAAAUGAUAUGGUUCAUUUCAAAUAUGCCCCUGUUACUUCUGUGGACGUUGAACGAAGUUUUUCUUCAUAUAAAAACAUUUUAUCUGACCGCCGUCACAGCUUCCUGUUUGAAAAUCUUAAGAAUCAUCUAAUUGUGCAAUGCAAUAAUAUGUGUACAGAAUAAUUAUACCAGGAAGCGGUUGAAUUCACAAGUCAAAUUUAUACCUAUUUUAUUCAUAAAUCAUAUUUAUUAAUUAAUAAUUUAAAAAUAAAUUUUUUCAUUCAUCUAAGUACAUUUUUUGGUUAUUUUUUAAGUUCAUUUUUUAGAGUUUUUAGGUCAUUUUUGCAUUUUUUUUAGUGCAUUUUUGUGUAUUUUUUAGGUCAUUAAAAUCCUAGCUCUACUUAUGAUUCUAAAGUCUAAACGCGCCGGUUGUUAUUAUAUUCACGCAGUGUUGGGGAGACGAACGAGGGUUGGAUAUAAUCCAAAAUAGUCAAACUCCAAUAUUAUGAUUUAUUUAGGGGCUUGCGAUGCGAUGAUUAUAAUUAUUAUAAUAUGCCAAACGGUGAAGUACAUAAUAUUAUUUAAUUGAGUUUUUAAUUAUAUUUAAAAUAUGCGGCGCCGGAAAGCAAGCCGGAGGAUAGUCAAUUUGUGCUUGCAAAUUACAAGUAUCUAUAAAGUGUGACUUACCUUGGCCGUUAACGAAAGUUAUGAAAGAGUUCUUAGGAAAAACAAAAUUUAAAAAUACUGCACACUUAAAAGAGCAUCACACACAUGAUGAUUAUGAUUUAUUAUAAUAUUAUAUACGUUUAUGUGUGUACGGCGGACGACCAAAAGAAACUGUUGAUCACGCGGAUCAAACGUCUGUGGGGGGGCAUCGUCAACUAUCGCGGGUAACAUAAUAUUAUGUACAUUUUGCACACGACAAUUUAUCGUGUUAUUAUUACUAUGGUAUUACACCCGAAUAGGUAUUGGGACGUCAUCGUCGGAGCGGUCGUUGGGCAAUAAAAAUACGAAAAAAACAAUGUCUCCCGAGAGUCUUUUCGCGUUUUUUUUUUUUUUGCACGUCUCUCGACAUUCUGUGGGAGUUUACGCGUAUAUAAUAAUAAUAAUAUGUGAUGAUAAUAUUAUAAUAUAUUAUACCCACACUCAAACAUUAACGCUCGUACACACACACACGCGCGCGCGCACGACUGAGUAGAAAAUUCGCGAUUGUCUAAGUUUAGUUUUACAAUAUACACCACAGCCACCACACAGCUGCCGCGGCCCGGUAUUUCGGUUAAACAGUGUUUUAAUUUUUUUCACGUUAAGUAGACGUAAAGCAGUGUACGAUCUUCGUCCGAACCGUCUUAUUAAUAUAUAUAAUCACACCGAGACGUUUGGAUAGGUAUCGCUGAUUGUUUUUAAACAUUUUCACUGGAAAAAAGAACUGAAAAGAAAGCUGGAGCACUGUCUCAACAGGAAAACCUGCGAAGCACCAGUG